Molecule: messenger RNA, 4446 nt
Organism: Oncorhynchus tshawytscha (Chinook salmon)
Lineage: Eukaryota; Metazoa; Chordata; Actinopteri; Salmoniformes; Salmonidae
Product: FK506-binding protein 15
Exons: 28
Coding region: 316-3867 (1183 amino acids)
Cellular component (GO): growth cone
Molecular function (GO): peptidyl-prolyl cis-trans isomerase activity
Source: RefSeq, a predicted model, not a curated record
CCAUUUUGGAUAAACUGACCCUGGACCUGCAGUCAGACCUAAAGGAAAAGCUACCGCUGUGUGUCAAACGGAAAUUGAAUUUAAAGAGUGCCUCAAUUUGCCCCGGAGCAGAACAUUUUACAGCACCAUGGAUCAGGUGGUAUGUCAGCUGAUCUGAACAGGAAGAGAUCCAGGUUCAGUGAGCGGUGGCAGUCAUAGCGUUAUUUCUCAAUAAGUAUUAUAGUUCUCACCCCAAGACACAUCAUACUAUUUGAGAAAAACGUAACUGCUACUCAAUAGCAAAUCUAUUCAUAAUGUUUGCCCCUGACGACGAGGAUGGAGAUUUUCUGUCACCUACUGGAGGGUGACGCAAAGCUGGCAUCACUUUUUGGACUGGACCAAGCAGCAAGUCAGGGGAAUGAAUCUUUUCAAUAUACAGCCCCUAAACAGCCCAGGAAGACCUCAAAUCCAGGUCCUCCUGCCCAGAAACCUGCGUUCCCUCCGGGUGCUCCUGCAGUACUAUUGGCUACAGCUAUCCAUGCUUUCAAAUAUCUUAACGGGCAGUAUCAGAAACAAGGAAAGCUGGGAGCUGCAGUCCUGGGUAACCAAACAACAAAAGAGUACAAACUCUUGCUUUACAUCAGUCAGCAGAAACAAGUGACUGCGGCCAAGAUUCAUGUGGGCUUCAUCUUUACGGUUCAGCCCAACAACUACUGCACUUUUUAUGAUGACCAGCGCCAGAACUGGUCCCUGAUGUUUGACACAGAGAAGGCUGCUGUAGACUUUUGUAAAGAGGUGUGUUUGGCAAAAGUGAACAGCGCCCCCUCUUUAGAUAUGGUGGUGGUGCAGGACCUGACACUAGGGGAGGGGCAGGGAGUUGAGACUGGAGACUCCUUGGAGGUGACAUACACAGGCUGGCUCCUACAGAACCAUGCCGUCGGACAGGUGUUUGACUCCAACCUGAACAAAGACAAGCUGCUCCGACUGAAACUUGGUGCUGGAAAAGUGAUUAAGGGCUGGGAGGAGGGCAUGGUGGGUAUGAGGAAGUCAGGCCGGCGUCUCAUGGUGAUCCCCCCCAGUCUGGGCUAUGGCUCCCAGGGAGUAGCCAACCGCAUCCCAGCAGACAGCACACUCAUCUUUGAGGCAGAGCUACGACGGGUGAAGUUGGCGAAAGACAGUGGGUCUGACCGUGCCAGUGCUGGGUCUCGGGACUCUGCUGCCUCUUCACCUGUCCCCUGUGUGGAGAAACUGGGUCCCUACCUGCCGGGAGGGACCACUCUGCUCCGUGCUACAAGCCCCGGGAGACCAGGGGAACCACCACUUCGGGCAAAGUCGAAUUCCAUCAGUGAACAGUUGACAAAUCCAGACGCCACCAAAGCCAAGCUGAUAUCUCGCAUGGCCAAGAUGGGUCAGCCCAUGUUGCCCUUCAUGGCAGGGCCCUCCUCCCAGCCAGACUCCAGCGACUCAGAAAUGGAGGACCCCAGAGUGAAGGAGCGUCCUGCUGCUCCUUCUCCUGUACAGAUCUCCACUGCCCUCCAAGCUCCAGUGCAAGUGCUUUCUCACCCUCACGGGGCAUCGCCCUCUGCCUUGAUGCCUGUUGCUAUGACAGCUGCUGCUCCGCAGCCUGUGAUGUCAGGCUCCGCCCAUGCCUUUCAGCCUUACGCCUACCCACAGUCCUCUAUGUCUCCCUCUCAACUUCAACCAAUGGGCCAGAUGUACCCCACCCAGGCAGUACCAUACAUGGGAGGCACUGGCGAGGUCACUUCCUUCCUUAUGGCUGAAGCUCGGCAGCAUAACUCUGAGAUCCGAUUAGCUGUUGGCAAAGUGGCAGAUAAAGUGGACCAGUUGGCUUCAAAGGUUGACGACCUUCAGAGGCAAGGAGGCCACUCAUUGGCUGUGCCCAGUGUCACUAUGGAAACCACCAUGAUUAUGCACAACAUCCAAAGAAUCAUUCAGGAAAAUGAAUCUUUAAAGAAGGAUGUGUACGAGAAGAGCUCACGUAUAGAGGAGCAGAACCGCAAGAUCGGGGAGCUCAUCAACCAGAACCAGAGGUACAUGGAGCAGAGUAACCUGCUGAUGGAGCAGAGGAAUGACUCCCUAAAGUCCUCAAGUGAACACAACCAGGCCAGGACGCUGCAGGCUGAGCAGGACAAGGUACGUCUGACAGAGGAGCUGGCCACGUGCACAUCACGGGUGUCCCAGCUGCAGCAGGAGGCCACAUCUCACCAGCAGAGGGCUGCAGAGCUGCAGAACAAACUGACCUCUGCCCUGCAGGAUGGCGACACACACUGCACACGCAUCUCCUCCUUAGAGACCCAAUUGGAAGAGCUGAAGGAGACUGCAGAGAGAGGCCAGGCUCAGUACCGCACAGAGAAGCAGAAACGCAAAGGGAUGGCUCUCCGGGUGAACAACAUGGAGGAGGAGCUGCAGGACCUGAAGGCUGACAAAGACUGUAUGGAACGAAUGGUGUCGGACAGGAAGAGGAAGUGGCAGGCAGAGAGGCAGCGGUGUGAUGAGGAGAUGGAGGAGCUGAGGAGGAGCAGCCAGCAGGACAUGGAAAGUCUGAGGACGCAGCUCCGCAAGGCCAGGACCAGCACUGGCCAGGCAGCCUCAGAACAGCUAGCCCAACUGCAAGCAGAGCUGGAGGAGGACUGGAAGAGGAAGUGUGAGCAGGCGUUGGCCUCGGCCAAGGAGCAGCAGGGGCGUGAGAUGGCCGAACUGGCAGAGCAAAGAGACAUACUGGAGCAGAGACUGACCCAGCUACAGGAAAAGUUUUCGGCUCUGAAGCAGUCCAGGGGCUCAGAGGAGCAGUGCUUGUUGCAGCAGCAGGGACAGGACGAAGAGCAGCAGGUCCUACAAGAAAAGUAUUCAGGCCUGGAGGAGCAGUGGUCAGCUGUGAGACAGAAGCUGGAGGGGCGAGUGGCUGAGCUGGAAAAGAGGCUGGCAGAGCAAGGGGGCCAAGUGGACAGUGCAGGACAGGACACUGCAGGGGAGGUGAAGCGUGUAAUGAAUGGAGUGUUUCACUCUCUGAGGGGGGAGUUUGACCGACACGAGACUUACACAGGCAGCACUGUGCUCGGCGUAAUCGUCAACACCAUAAAGAGUGUUACCUUGCAACUGCUCAAUGGUACCGAGAGACGUUCAUCCCAUCUGAGGGAAGAAGAAGAAGAAGAAGAAGAGGUGGACAGUGAUGUGAGGCAUAGAGAGAAGAGACCAGCUCAGGUUGCUCAUGUGAAUGGGAAGGAAGAAGCGGAGGAGCAGAGGACCGAGCAUGAGCAGCUUAGUGAGUCCUCUGUGCAGACGGGGGGAGACCCCAGAGAUGUGCAGGAGAGGGCUCACCUUGAGGCAGUACUAGAGACAAAGAAACUGACUCGAGUGGAGCCAGAGGCAGACAUGGACACGGAUCCAGAGCACCAACCACUCUCAACCCAGCCACAACCACCAUCUUCCCAACCACAGGGAGAGAUCACCACAGAGCCUUCUGAACCCACUGGCAUAAACCUUGAGGAGAAUCUGCCCUCUGAGAUAGGACAGAAAACUCAGUCCGAAGGUGGCAUAAGUAGCCCGGAGGUGAAGAAAGUGAGUGGGACUAUUGAGGGUCCCCUGGGUGAACUGAAAAGAACUAGCUCCAAAGCCACAGGUCCUCAAACCCAGCUUCCACCUCCACCAAGCCCCCUGUAUGAUAGUCCUGGGAAAGUAACAAGUCUGACUGAGGGAGUAGGAGAGGAAAAUGGGAAGGAGACAUUUUUCCUGAGCACAGCCCCAACCAAACCCCCACCCACGGAGGAGGAGGAUGAUGAUGAGCUGAGCUUGAAGGGGCAACCUCCCCCAGCCCCUCUGUUUGGCGACGAAGAGGAUGAAGAUGAUGAUCUUGACUGGCUGGGAUGAGCAACAACUGAAGUGAUAAGUCUUAUGAGUCUUAAAGUCCAGAUGGAGGGACAGGCCCUCUAGAGAUAUCAUUUCCACUGUCCUAAGAGGGACUAAAUGAAGGGACGUGGUGAACUCCGUCUCUGUACAUGGAAGGGACGUGGUGAACUCCGUCUCUGUCUCAGAUAAGGCAACUCAAGUGAGUGAGAAGGAUGUGCCGUCUGACUGCUCUGAACACUGUGGUUAGAGACCUGUGCUGUUGAUCUUUUGGUCGGACCUGACUGCUGCUGCCUGGAAACCACCUUUAAUCAAUGAAGUAAUGAUUAAAGGUGGUUUCCACCAGACCCCCCCCCUAGAAAUCAAUCGAUCUGUUAGUCCUGUAAUUUGUUGACCUCAUUAGGCCUUAAAUUAACAUAAUGUUGGUCUCUAACUGAUGAUUUAGCUUGGUUUGUCUGUAUGUUUUGUUUUCAAGGGUUUCAAGGUGGUCAUGUAUUAUGUGCUAAAUUAUAAGAGGGCUUGCUUCUUCAAGAACUUCUAACUUUUACACAUUUUUGCUAACCGAUAUUCAUUCCAGAAAAUAAAAUGCAUAGAGUACGUGGA